AUGUUUGACUCAGAGCGUCGCGAGAUUUUGGAGCGGAAAGGCCGGUCAGAGUGGUCUCCUGGAGAUGGGCACCUCGCCUAUCUAGAGGCAUGGGAGGACGGCGAUUUCGAAGAGGUGCAGAUUUUUUCUGGGCCUCUAGAAGACUCCGAAGUUGAUGAAUGGCUUCGUCAGAGGGGCAAAUUUUCAUCCGCAGGUCGACAGUCUCGUCCAAGGGCGCAAGUCCGUAUACUGUUAUGCGAACGCCUACACUUUAGGCCUCUACGGUUCGCUAUGAGCCGUAAAUCCUUUCUGUCGGUCGAACACGCCAUCGGGCUGACAUCUAUGUCUCUACCAAUAUUGAACGGGAACACUGGGACCCAGCACGCUCAUCUGAAGUUCAAGAAGAACUUGAGCGGUCGGCCGUUAACCUCGCUCGAGUCAUUAGUCAUGACAAUAAAGCAGCCUCAGAUGUUCCAGCUUGGAAAUCUCGGCAUGGCAAUGUCCCACCAUUUUGAAACCCGCACAACUCUUGCCUUCAUUCACGGCUGGGACAUCUUCUCCGACAAGUCAGAAAUUACCAAGCAACCGAUUGUACCUCACAUCGAAGCUAUUCAGGAGAUACUCAAGUCAUCACGGAGACUCCUGCCCCAUCCCCUACUUCUUCCUGUCAUGAUUCUCCGACGGCAUUUGACCAGAGCAGAGAUCAUGAGAAGGCAGCUGAGCUCUGCAACGGAGAAAAUUGAAGAUGCUAUCGGCGUCACCCAGACAGCUCGGCUUUCCGGGAGAACCGUCCAAGAUCAACGCAUCGUGGAAGAAGUGAAGGCUAUGGUCUUGGGCGAGACGCCGAGGAUUCACACGACCGCCCGGAUUAGCACCACGGUCACUGAUGUAAUCAAUAUGAAGGGGACUCUCGAGUGGGACGAAGCAUACGUCAAGUUUCUCCGCCGUGUCAAUGACGAUGUUAAGGCUCACCGUCGCGAGCCGCAUACGACCUCGGAGGCAGAUCUGGAGCUGUGCGGCUUCAUCGACCUUCUGGAGCGAGAUGCGCAGUCUAUCUCAUCAUAUGCAACUAGAAUGCAGUCCAGGUUAGACCUUCAAUUCAACGUGCUCUACAAUCUCAUCGCCCAAGCCGGAAACAGCCUCAAUAUGCAGCAAUCAACACAGGCCGGGCAAGUCGCAGCGCAAGCCGGAAUGGACAGCACAGCUAUGAAGACAAUGGCAGUGGUGACGAUGGUUUUCCUUCCUCCAACCUUUACAAUUUUUAGCAUGUCCUUUUUCAACUGGCAAGCUUCAUCGUCAAGCGGCGACGACGGCGGUGCCGAGCCCACCGUUGUACCACAGUUUUGGAUCUACUGGGCCGUCAGCUUGCCCUUGACCAUCGCCAUCGUGAUUGGCUGGCGAGUGUGGUGGCAUUUCCAGAAGGCUUACUAUGAGACCAAGUUUCUAAGACCAGAGAAGCACCAAGACUAUGAAGACAAGAGCCGUAGCAAGAGCCGCGACAGGAGCCGUGAGAUGAGCCGCGACAGGACUCAUGAUCCGAGGCGACGCCGGUCACGAUAUCAAGUAUGA
Messenger RNA from Colletotrichum acutatum, 1548 nucleotides. RefSeq lists its product as uncharacterized. The record is from RefSeq and is a predicted model, not a curated record. NCBI's taxonomy places the organism in Eukaryota, Fungi, Ascomycota, Sordariomycetes, Glomerellales, Glomerellaceae. Bases 1 to 1548 code for a protein of 515 amino acids. The transcript is spliced from 5 exons.